AUGUCUAGGCGCAGUCUUGUAAAAGAUGCUUGGAUUAGAGAAGCUGAAGAGGCUUCAAGUUUGGUGGAAGAUUUGGAGGCCAAGACCAAGAACAAGCACCCUGACCAAUUGAGCCUCAGAGAAAUUGCUCGAUCCAAGCUUCUGGAGCUUGGAGUGAAACUUGAUCGCCUCGAAUCACUCCUCCACAACCCCCCUCAAAACCCAUCUUAUGAAAUGAAGCUUUCGUUCUCUAAAGAUGACCAAGAGCUGCUGACACCUCUUCUUAUUAAACCAUCCAAUUCUUAUACUCCGAUGAGCUUGCGUUGGAAGACUUGCUGGGGCAUUUCUGUGGUCUUAGGGGUGACUGCAUGUCUGUUCAUAUUAGUUUUCCAAUUUGUGCACACAUAA
Messenger RNA from Prunus armeniaca (apricot), 387 nucleotides. NCBI's taxonomy places the organism in Eukaryota, Viridiplantae, Streptophyta, Magnoliopsida, Rosales, Rosaceae. The record is from the annotation of a GenBank genome assembly.